UCCGCGGCGCGCACCAUGCUCCCCAGCGCGGUGGCGGCCCACGCGGGCGCCUACUGGGACGCGGUGGCCUCCUCUGCGCUCCUCAACCUGCCAGCCACGCCAGGCUUCGGCAGUCUGGGCAAGAGUUUCCUGAUCGAGAACUUGCUGAGGGCCGGCAGCGACCCGGCGCACGGGCUGCCGCCGCCUCCGCCGCAAGGCCCCGCGGCCGCCCUCGCCGCCGCCGCCUCCGGCGGGGGCGCGCAGCUCCGGCCCCUGCCCGCCAGCCCGGUGCCCCUCAAGCUGUGCCCCGCGGCCGACCCCGUCAGCCCGGCCGGGCCGUCCUACGGCACGCGGUGGGCGUUCCAAGUAUUCAGCCCCUCGGCGGACGGCGCGAGGCUGCCGGGCCGCGCUCCGGGGGACCGGGACUGUGCCUUCCAGCCGUCGGCCCCAGCACCUUCCAAACCCUUUCUUCUGAGUACCCCGCCAUUCUACUCCGCGUGCUGUGGUGGGUCCUGUCGGCGUCCUGCAUCCCCCACUGCCUUUCCAAGAGAAGAGAAUGUGCUGCCUCUGCUGACACAGGACUCCAAUUCCAAAGCUCGGAGGGGCAUUUUAAGGAGAGCUGUGUUUUCGGAGGACCAGAGAAAGGCUCUGGAAAAGAUGUUUCAGAAGCAGAAAUACAUCAGCAAAACAGACCGAAAGAAACUUGCCAUCAACUUGGGACUAAAGGAAUCACAGGUGAAAAUUUGGUUUCAGAACAGAAGGAUGAAGUGGCGGAACUCCAAAGAAAAGGAAGUGCUUUCCAACAGGUGUAUCCCAGAAGUAAGCCUUCAAGAGGAUCCCCUCUCACGAUCUGCUCUGAGUUUCACUUCUCCAUGCCCUUCAGUAUGGGAAAUCUCCCAACAGCACUCAAGCCCAAGAUGGGGGGAGAAUUCUCCAAAACCUGCAGAAAGACUAAUCCAGGAGAGUUCACAGGCACUGCCACCAAAAGAAAAUUCACUGCAGGGUGCCUUGUAUUUGUGCUCUGAGGAAGAAGUUGGAGACAAAGGUGUACUUACUGCAGCUGUCUGAAUGGAAGCAUUCUUCCAAGUUAAUUUAAAAGAACAUACAGCCAAUAAUGUCUGGACUCUAAAGCCAGUUAACCUGUGCCUCACCGAUAUCUAAAACCUAACAGCUUUGAAAUGAUGCAUGAACUAAUGCUUUGGGAAAUCUACUUCAGUGUUCUCUUAUUUAGCCCUAGACUCAGGCUUAAUUUGUUAGUGGAAUAGAAUCUCCCAGGAAAUACAGUACGUUGGGACUGAAAAGAAUAAGAGGAAGCUUUGGCUCAGGCCCUGCUCUGAGUAUAUGUAUAUAUGUGUGUGUGUCUCUUUCUUUGUGUAUAUGUAUGUAAAUAUUCAUUAAAAUACGUUAGUAGAAACUAGUCUCUCUUUAAAUAUUGCAUUGAGAAUAUUCAUUUUCUUUUUUAUGAAGAAAAACCAUUGAUAAUAUGUUAUUUUUUUAAAUAAUGUAAAAUUUGGACUUUAGUUCAUAUUUUCAUACCACAAGAAUAUGUUUAAAAAGAUUCUCCAUUUUCUGGUUUCUUUUGGUAUCCAUCUUCAGUGAGUUUUAACAGCUCAGGAAUCCUAAACACAGUUAGCCACAGUUAGAUACAUACACAGAAUACGUAUAUUUUAAAAUAGUCCCAAGAAGAAAAUUAGAAUUUCUGAAUGUAACUGAUAUUUUUAAUUUCCAAGUCUCAGGACUGAAUGAGGCCAUCAGUGAGGGUGUUACCUAUUUUGAUCUCUGUGUAGGAAUAGGCCUACAGAGUUAGCAAAGUUAAAUAAAUUCCUUUAAGGGCCUAUCAGAUAAAUAGAGGUCAUGGCUCACUAAAGAUAGAUGUUUGAGUUUAGUGAUUUUUCAGAUAUGGUAUUGGCCAAACAACAUCUGUGCCAAGUAGUUUGGGACCUCUGGCUAAGAAUAAAGAAAGCCGUGAUGUCACAGUCCUUAAAGUGUUCCCAGUUGAACUUCCAAACACAAUACUGAUGGAAUCUAGGAUGACUUCUGUUUGUACUUCUACUUGCAGGCUCAGUUUUCUAUGUAGUUGACAUACACUGCAUAUGCAUACAUCUAUCUAUCUAUCUAUAUACAUGUAGGUGUAUAUAGAGUUAUUUUAUAUAUGAACAAACACCUCACAGAUGGUUUAUGUUUUUUGACUGAAAUAGUAUUUUAGUAAAACUACAUUUCUGUAACAAUUUGCUUAGUUAAUCCAGAAAUAAAUCCAAGUCCAAGAAAAAAAAUUACAUUUCACUUUGAAGGAAAUGAAGCAGAAAAAGGAAAUGAUGUGGUUUUGAAUUAAGAUGUCAUUAAUCUGUGGACAAGAAACAUUACCAGAAGUUCAUUAUAUGGCAUUUUGUUAGCAAGCUGUGUGGUGAGGGUGGCUCCUAAUUUGCUUACCUGUUCAGCCAUAGACUUUGAAGCUUUGGUGUUUAGAAAAAGUAGUAUUUCAGAGGAUAAUUGUUUUAAUCAGUAUCAGGAAAUUAUUUUUAUGAGUGGAAUUUGAAAUGGUGUAUGUUAACCGGUGUCAAUCACAUGAUCCUUUUACUUAAAAAGUCAUCUUAGAAGUGUGUUUUAGCUCCUCAUGGGGAGUGGGAGUAGGAAUCUGCUGACAAUUUAAAUUUUAAAAGCCAUUUUAAAAUGACUUUCAAUACUCUUUUUCUCUAUAAAUGUGCACAGUGGAUUAACUCAGUCCCCACAGCAGUAACCCUGUGAUGUGCAAAAUAUAUGUUACUGUCAGGAUUCUUGUUACUUAGAUAAUAUAGUAGAGGGAGAGUGUAGUUGGGCAGAUUUUCCAAGGUCAUGAGGUUAAUAAAUGGGAUUUGGACCUUGUCAAGUUUCAAAUCUUGAAAUCUUACCAACCUGUGGCAUGCAUAGCACUGUGGAAUGUACUCAGGUAGCUAUGAGAUGCCUUAUAAGAUGCACUUUGGGAAUUGCACUGAGAUUUACUAAAGAAAUUAAAAAGCGUGUUAUAUUUUACAUUCUUGUAAUUGAGGGAUUUUUCCUCUUCAAUAUUUUCUAUGAGAUUUCUGAAGUUUAAGGAAAGCAAGGAAUUACAAGUCUUCAGCUAUGAAGCCAUAAACAGCAGUAAAUUGUUAAGGGCUUGUCUGUGGUAGGUGUUUUUUGAUAAUAACUUAAAACUUGAAUGAGAGAAGCCUGUCAAGGCCAUCUGAUUACCCAGGUUGGAGAAAUGGGCUAAUUUGUUAUAAUUGUUUAAAUGACCUGUCAGGAAAAUAUAUACUAGCAUGUUUGUUGUCACCUUUCUAGACAAAUAGUGCUCUAAUUAAUUUAGCACCAGGACCAUAGAAUGCUGGAGGUCAAAACAUUUCAAAUUUUUCAAAAGAAAUUGUCAAAUGGAUCUUAAGCAGAUAAGAAAAUACAUGAUGAGCAUUAAUUCUUAAGUCUUUGUAAAUAUUUAGGGUUGGGAAUAUAUAAACAGGUUAGGGAUGAUCCUCUGGAGACAAUGAAGACUAUGAUCAUUCAUGUCUAAAGGGUGGUCUACUUUCUUCGUAAUAAGGUGGCUUUAAUGAGAAACCCACUUAUUUGAUCCAGUGGUUCUCAGACUUUAAGAAUCCAUACACAUGAUGAUGCCAUGCCUUCCAGAAAAUUUUGGAUAUGAACACAUAUUUAGACACUCCUUCAACACCCAUGCCUCCCACCCCAACCCUGAGAAUCAGUACACUUACCUUUUUUACUUUUCAAAUACAAAAUCAUAAAUAUGCUUGUCCAAUCCACACUUGUUCUUUUUUUUUCUUUUUUUUGUAGUAGGGAUUGAACUCGGGACCUUCUGCUUCAAGGCAGGCAGUGGAACCACUGGGCUAAAUCCCUAGCUGUCCAUACUUGUUCUUUCUGGCCCCUUUCACUUCCCUUUAUGAUGCUUCCUUUUAAAAGCUAUGUACUCCCUACUCCCUGUUGUGCAACACGACCCAGCCAUCGCUUGGUGGCCUGCAACUCCAUUCAGCCAUGUUAGCCAUUAGCAUAAGGAAGCUUAUACCACUGUGUUCCUAAGCUUGUCAGACACAGCAUCUGUAACUAUGUGAACUCUCACAAAAUAUUUUUUUCUUUCUAAAUUUCAACACUUAUUGGGCACUCUGUAUGAAGCAGUGUUCUAACCUGUAUGUCAGCAAAUGUGAGAAGAACAUAGGCCUUGCUCUCAAGGAGCUUAUAAAUUAGUCUUCUUACAAAACAACUUUUGAAAUAUUCCAUGUUGUUGUUGUUGGGAUCCUGUGAAUUUGCGGCAAAACAUCUCACAUCCUCCAAAAACUCCAGCUCUCCAUUUGGAGCGGGAGAUUUCUUAAAUUCUGUGCUAUUCAGACAGUACAAACUACUCAGCAUUUCUUGUUUUCUAUGCUGUCCUUCCUCCUGGCCAGAGUGCUCCCAAGAGGAGGCAAGAAUGUGGUAGCUUUUGUUCACAGUGCAUCCUGGCUGCUUUUUUCUAUCUUCUCAGCCUCAGAGGAAGAGAGAAGAAAAAGCAAAUUAAUGCAAGUAGGGGAAAUCAGCAUAAUGAGUGUUUUUGAAUGCACAAGGAAAAGGUUGCAGGAUUAAUUUACAUCUAUUUCAAACCAUUGCUGAAGUAAGCAACUAUCAUAUGGACAUAGUACUUGUCCCGCAAAAUGUUUCUUAAUUUCCAGCUCUUACUUAGGGUUACAUUACAUUACAAGGGGUGAUCAAAUAUACAGCAAAUGUUUAAAUAUUAAAAACUGUUACAUUAAAAGACACAUUGCUAUUAAUGCCUCCCAGAAUACCCUUCCUUCAAAUAUACUUACCCAUUAUUAUAGCCAUUUCUGAAGAGAUUCUGGAUGUCCUCUUUCCUGAGUUUCUUUACAAGGUGUGAUUAAAAAAACAAAAAACAAAAAGCAGGGCCAGGGAUUUAGCUCAGUGGCACUGCACCUGCCUUGUAGGUACAAGGUCCUGACUUCAAUCCCUGGUACUGCAAAAAAAAAAAAAAAAGCAGUGAAAGCUGUUCCCAACCACCAUCCAAUGGAAUAGGCAGGCUCAUAAAAACACUAUGUUGUGUUCUCAUCCACCUUACUCACUGGAUCUGGAUCUAGCACUGUGUGACUUCUGGCUAUUCCUUAAAGUGAAAUGACCAUGAAAGGGAAAGGUUUUGAAAUGGUUCAGAAGACCAAGGCAGCCACAAUGCAACUAAAGAUGCUCGUGAAAGAAAACUUCCAGCCAGGGAUUUAGCUCAGUGGUUCCAGUGCCUGCCUCGCAAGCACAAGGUCCCAAGUUUAAUCCCCGGUACCAAAAAAAAAGACUUCCAGAACUGCUUCAGAAAGUUCCAACCAAUAAAACCAAUAAUGAGAUUGAUGUGUUCAAAGUGAGGGGAAAUAUUUUGAGGGAGAUUAAUGGCAAAGAAUCUUUCACUAUAAUAAAUUUUUUAAAAAUUUAAACAUUUUUUUUCAAUUAAAUUCCUUUUGGCUAUGAAGAAGCAAACUUGAAAACAUAGUGAACAAUGUAAAAUUAUGUGUAAUUUCACCAUCUGUAAUUUAGCCAACUUUGGUCUAUGAAAAAUUUUCAUUUUUGAAUACAUGUAUAUGUAAAUACAUGUACCUAAAUAAACUUGGAUCAUAGUGUAUGUCCAGUUUUUAUGGCUUCUUUUACUCUGUACACAGAACAUUUUCCCAUGUCAUUAAAAAUUACUUGAAAUUAUUUAUAAUGGCUGGGUAAUAUUCCUUUAUAGUUCUUUCUCUUCUUGUGGUGGACCAGGGAAAAGGCCAGGAGAUGACAGAUCAUGAAAGAAAUGAUAGUAGGAACUUGUACUUAGAAAAAUAACCUGAUUAUUACAAUGUUUUCCUAACUAAAUGAACCCUCACCAAAUAAAGCAGAAUAAAAAUUUGAG
Heterocephalus glaber (naked mole-rat) is the source of this 5851-nucleotide messenger RNA. RefSeq names its product developing brain homeobox 2 (gene Dbx2). Gene Ontology annotation, molecular function: DNA-binding transcription factor activity, RNA polymerase II-specific; DNA binding. Gene Ontology annotation, biological process: regulation of transcription by RNA polymerase II. Lineage: Eukaryota; Metazoa; Chordata; Mammalia; Rodentia; Bathyergidae. The record is from RefSeq and is a predicted model, not a curated record.